GGAGGCGAGCGAGGCUUAUCCGUCGGUACCUCAAAUCAACUUUAUAAAAGCAAAUCAAAGUGGUCGUUCGAAUUUCGAGAAACCAAUACGGAGAAUUAAGAUUGAAAAUCGAAACGCCGAGCGAGCGUUGUACAGAGUCGACAGACUGCAGAGAGCUGAGAGAGAUACACACAGACGCAGAGAUCUUCAUUCAUCCAUGGCGGCGUCCAAGGCCUACUUCGCUAGGGCGAGCCACCAUUUCCUGUCCGGAGACCGAGACGCGCCUAUCGCUUCGGACUCCAUCUUCGAGCUCGACGAGUCUGACGUUUGGAAUACGGGGAGUUCCUCGUCGCCGGAGUUCCGGAAAUCGGUCUCGAUUUCGCGAGUCUCGAAGAAUCCGGCGGGGAAGGGAGGAGCGGUUAGGGGAGCGGCGGCGUCGCUGCCGGUGAACAUACCGGACUGGUCGAGGAUACUGAAGGAGGACUAUAAAGAGGGGCGGAGGAGGGACAGCGAUGAUGAUCUCGGCGAUGGCGGAGAGGAUUGGAUUCCGCCGCACGAAUUCCUGGCGAGGACGCGAAUCGCGUCCUUCUCGGUGCACGAAGGCAUAGGGAGGACUCUGAAAGGGAGAGAUCUAAGCAGAGUUCGGAACGCGAUUUGGCAGAAAACCGGAUUCGAAGAUUAGGCUGGCGUAUCACGUGAUAUUAUAUAUUUUUGAAAAUCAUCUCGACUGUUUUAACUGCUUUUUGUUUUUUUCACUUUUCUCUUCUUUUUUUUCUUCUUAAAACUCUUGAUUUUAUUCCAGUUUUGCGGUGAAUGCAGCCAGCAGCAGCAGCGAACACGAGAAAGCGAAUUACUAUUGCAUGUAAUUCAUAUUUCUGAGAGGAAAUCAAAGGAACGGCUCUUUUAAGUUUUAA
Molecule: messenger RNA, 893 nt
Organism: Diospyros lotus (date-plum)
Lineage: Eukaryota; Viridiplantae; Streptophyta; Magnoliopsida; Ericales; Ebenaceae
Exons: 1
Coding region: 197-661 (154 amino acids)
Source: RefSeq, a predicted model, not a curated record